This is a messenger RNA of Gossypium arboreum, 971 nucleotides long. RefSeq names its product 60S ribosomal protein L28-1-like. Gene Ontology annotation, biological process: translation. The record is from RefSeq and is a predicted model, not a curated record. Lineage: Eukaryota; Viridiplantae; Streptophyta; Magnoliopsida; Malvales; Malvaceae. Gene Ontology annotation, molecular function: structural constituent of ribosome. Gene Ontology annotation, cellular component: ribosome; cytosolic large ribosomal subunit. The transcript has 4 exons. The coding region runs from base 152 to 604 and encodes 150 amino acids.
UGGGCUUUUCCACCACGAACUGAGGCCCAAAACUCAACCUUCUAACCUUAGAAAGGAACCCUAAAACGAAUCCCUUAAAUUUGACAGAUUUCUUACGUUUUCGCUGCGGCUUCCCUCUUCCUAUUAUAAACCCUAAAAAUCAACAGAGAAAAUGGCGACAGUUCCAGGACAGUUGAUUUGGGAGGUAGUGAAGAAGAACAAUUGUUUUUUGGUGAAGCAGUUCGGAAGAGGAACUGCUGCCCUUCAGUUCAGCAAAGAGCCCAACAAUCUCUACAAUCUCAACUCCUACAAAUACUCUGGGUUGGCAAACAAGAAAACGGUCACCAUUCAGAGUGGGGGAAAAGACCAGUCUGUGCUACUAGCUACCACCAAGACUAAGAAGCAGAACAAACCGUCUACCUUGCUUCACAAAUCUGCCAUGAAAAAGGAGUUUCCCAGGAUGGCCAAGGCUGUCAAAAACCAGGUGACAGACAACUACUACAGGCCAGACUUAACCAAAGCAGCCCUUGCAAGGCUGAGUGCUGUGCAUAGGAGUCGGAAAGUUGCCAAAUCUGGUGUCAAGAAGAGGAACAGACAAGCCUUGAAGAUCCAUGGCAGGAAGUAAGCUAGACAGUUUAAGUUGUAUUGAGCUGCGGUUUCCGUUGUUCUAGACAGACCCCCCUUUUUUUUUUUAAUUGUUUUACGGAAUUUUGAAAUUGUGUUAUUGUCAACCAUGGUUGUAGCUGGGGUGGUGGAUUCGGUGUCUAGAUUUUUGAAGCAGAGAUUCAUGGUCCUUUUGCCAGUUUGAUUUCUGAAUUAUAACAUGGUAAUUUUUAGCAUUUUCCUUUGGCAUUGAAAACAUAGCAUACAAUUUGCGCCUGUCCCCUUGGCAUAUACAAAUAAUUUUUAGUUGUGUGCUAAACAGACAUGUUAUAUCUGGGUUUAAACUGUGUAAUAUCUAUACUUUAAAGGUUUGAGGAGUGUUACAUAAA